AUGGAAGGAGUUAGGUUUGCCGAUGUACUGCAGUCCUUUGAAAAGAAAACAGAGGACGAUGAGUAUGUGAGUGUGGAAAGAGACUACAACGAAAGGAGAGUAAUAGAGAACGAUGUGAGGCGCACAGAGUUGCUAGGUGUGGAUAAAAAAGACUAUAAGAUGGUCAAGUUUCUGAAGAAGCUGCUUUUUGUGGAGCUUGAUAAGAUCCCAAUCAGAUACACACAAGGGAUGAGUGAAGUUGCAUCGGUAUUUGUCCUCUACUAUUUCCAAGAGAUUGUUGGGGAGGAAAUAGCCAAAGGGAUUCUUGGGGGUGGAGAUCCAGAAUCUCCUGGAGAAGGCAGCCCGGAGAAUUUUAUUGAUGUCCCUGAAGACGAAAACGUGGAGCUUAAGAGGUUUCUUUCAAGACACAAGGAUACAACAGCUAAACUUGGUGUUGUACUCACAAAUGUGUUUAAGAGAAAGCUGGAGCCACUUGUUACCGAUGAUUUCAAGAUAUACAAGGAAAACAUGAAGAUAUUUGUGGAGAUGAUGAAGAAAAGAGGUAUAAAGAUUCCGGAGUUAGAAAGUUAUAAGUUCAUGGGAUCUAUUCUAACAUUCUUCCUGAGAAAUCUUUCGAAAAUAGAGGAUGUCCACAAAGUGUUUGAAAUAAUCCUUUCAUGCCCCAAUACUUGCCCAUUUCUGCUCUUGGUGCAGUUUUAUGGCCGGAUUGCUAACAACAAACCCAUAGAGAAUAUUAACAACAAUCUAUUUACAAAGGUAAUAAGGCUUGAAGAGGAGUUUGUUGAGACGAAGAAGAGAAUUGAAAGGAAGAGGCCUGAAUUUUCGAAAAGAAAGAUUAUAGCAGUAGGGGGAGUUAUUAGUAUAGUCACUGCGAUUGUUGUGUAUAAAAUAGCAAGAAAGGAAUAA
Encephalitozoon romaleae SJ-2008 is the source of this 906-nucleotide messenger RNA. RefSeq lists its product as hypothetical. The transcript has a single exon. Lineage: Eukaryota; Fungi; Microsporidia; Unikaryonidae. The coding region runs from base 1 to 906 and encodes 301 amino acids. The record is from RefSeq and is a predicted model, not a curated record.